CACUGAGAUUAUCAUGGUGUUGUACCGUAUAAUAUCGCAGAGCGUGAUUCAUCCGCACCUUUCGGCCUUUGACGUCACUCCGCACUUGACAUGGAAGAAUUCUUUGUCGCUCUAGAUUCACGCCAGAGCCUUCCUCCACGAAUCGUGCUAAACCUAUGAUUAGAGAUCUUGGAUUCACCAUUUUGUAUCAAUUCCAACGACCGCACAUGGGGGCGCCCCCACCGUCAGCUUGGUCGUGAAACUGGGUUUGAUCGCCGGUUCCGAUUCUCGGCACUUGAGAGACGAGGAGCCCAUAAAUGAAACCCAUUCAUCCAUCCAAUGUUUCAUCGUCCGCCGGGCUGUGGUUUUGUGGUGUAAUCAACCAUCAUGUUUCCAAAACCCUCAACCCUGCGUGAGCCUUCGAGACACGGAAAAUCUGGGUGUAUGUUGAAAGUGGUGGCUGUUCCUUUGAUGUGGGUUAUUUCCGGAGGGUUCAGCUGGAUUUUCAAGUAGCUAACUUGUCAAGUGGGUUUAUGGACAUGCCAGGUAUUCAAUCGGCGAGAUUUCAAUGCAUUUUAGUUUUGUUCCAUCUUAUGGGCGGGGGAAAAACCCUAAUAUUUGUGAGAUAAGCGUUCAUUUCGUGAGGUUGGUUUGACAACGAGUGAAGUCGGUUUCUUUUGAAGCUUGCUAUGGAAAACUGGGAGCUGCAUAGAUUGCAAAGCAUCUGCCCUUCAGUCGGAUUUGUGGAAGUCAUUCGUGCAGUCAGUAGUGUUCUGUGGGUUGCUCUUUCGCCAUGCGCGCUGCCGUAAUUAAGCUGCUGUGGACCGUCAAUUGGGAAGAAGUGGGUUUCCUUAUUAACAAUGGUGGGGAGAAUGCCAUCGAUCCGAGCGCCUCUCGCGCUCACGUCCUUUCUCCUAAGCCUUUCUGGAAAACCCAGUACCUGCGUUAGGUCUGGACUCGCAGCGAACUCUCGACCUUGGUUUGGAUCGAUCGCUGGUAGAAAUCGGGUUUUGGCAAAUGCACCGUGGUGGGGCGGUAAAGCAGAACUCUCUACUGAUAAUUCAGUUGUGUCGGGUGGGAAAGAAGAGAAUGUGGAUCUGAAACAAUAUCCACCUCACCUGAUUCGCAAUUUCUCUAUCAUUGCGCAUGUUGAUCAUGGAAAGUCGACGUUAGCAGACAGGCUGCUGGAGCUCACAGGCACCAUUCGCAAGGGCCAUGGACAGCCUCAAUUUUUAGACAAAUUGCAGGUCGAGAGAGAGAGAGGAAUCACAGUCAAAGCACAGACUGCGACAAUGUUUUACAACUAUAGGUCAAAGAAGACAGGGGGUGCAAAUGAGCGGUUUCUUCUCAAUUUGAUUGACACUCCUGGCCAUGUGGACUUCAGUUAUGAGGUCUCCAGGUCUUUGGCAGCUUGUCAAGGUGUCCUCCUCCUCGUGGAUGCAGCUCAGGGUGUGCAAGCGCAGACUGUUGCGAAUUUCUAUUUGGCUUUUGAAUCCGAUCUGGCCAUCAUUCCAGUUAUCAACAAAAUUGAUCAAAUUAACGCUGAUCCUGAGGGCGUCAAGUCGCAAUUGAAACAAAUUUUUGACAUUGAUCCCGAAAGCGUUCUUCUUACAUCAGCUAAAACAGGACUAGGGCUGGAGAACAUUCUGCCUGCUGUAAUUGAGCGAAUACCGCAACCUAAAGGACUGGUUGAUGCAUCUCUCCGCAUGCUGUUGCUUGAUUCUUACUACGAUGAAUACAGAGGUGUUAUAUGUCAUGUUGCGGUUGUCGACGGAGUUUUGAAGCGAGGAGAUAAGAUCGAAUCAGCUGCCACUCGGCAGAGCUACGAGAUCAUGGAAGUUGGCAUCUUGUAUCCCGAGCUAACCAACACAGGAAUAUUAUUGACGGGUCAAGUUGGAUAUGUGGUUACUGGCAUGCGCUCUACCAAGGAGGCCCGUAUAGGAGACACUUUGUUUCAUACGCGUAGUGUCGUUGAGCCCCUUCCAGGUUUUAAGCCAGCAAGGCACAUGGUAUUUGCUGGAGUGUAUCCUGCGGAUGGCUCAGAUUACGAGGCUCUUAGUUCUGCAGUUGAACGCUUAACUUGCAAUGACGCAAGCGUUUCAAUUGCAAAAGAAACUAGUGGGGCUCUCGGGAUUGGAUUCAGGUGUGGCUUCCUUGGUCUUCUUCACAUGGAUGUGUUUCAUCAGCGUCUAGAGCAGGAGCAUGGAGCUCAAGUAAUCACAACCACCCCAACUGUCCCUUACAUUUUUGAGUACUCGGAUGGGAGCAAGUUGACUAUCCAAAAUCCAGCUGCAUUGCCAUCUAAUCCUAAAUCAAGACUUGUGGCAUGCUAUGAGCCAACAGUGAUGGCCACUAUAAUCACCCCCAGUGAGCAACGAGCAAUGCUCAAAUACCGUAUGCCGCUGCGUGAAGUUGUAAUUGAUUUUUACAAUGAGUUGAAAAGUAUUACUUCGGGCUACGCCUCGUUUGAUUACGAAGAAGCUCCGUAUCAAGAAUCAGAUUUGGUAAAGCUUGAUAUUCUGUUAAAUGGGCAACCUGUGGACGCACUGGCGAGCAUUUGCCACCGCAGUAAGGCUCAUUAUGUUGGUCGGGAGCUUUGUGAGAAACUUAAGAAAGUUCUCGACAGGCAAAUGUUUGAAGUGGCCAUUCAGGCUGCUAUCGGCGCCAAAGUAGUUGCUCGUGAGACACUGCCUGCUUUGAGGAAGAAUGUGCUGGCUAAGUGUUACGGAGGAGAUGUGAGCCGCAAGAGAAAACUUCUGGAGAAACAAAAGGAAGGCAAGAAACGGAUGAAGCGAGUAGGUAACGUGGACAUCCCGCAAGAAGCUUUCCACUCGCUACUCAAAACUGGUAAUUAAUAAGCUUGAGAGGUGUCUUAUCGUAACCACUUGUAGUUUAACACCUUCAAACAAUUCAGUUUUCACUACUUUUACAUUUCUCGAAUUUCAGAUUCAAACAACUCUUCAUUUAGUCCACUCAUCAGAACUUCACAUUUCCUUCAUUAUGUCCUUCAUUCCACUUUUCAACCAGUGUUAAUUUAAUAAAUUAAGGACGUCUGAUAGCAAGCAUGGCCACAUUUGAAAGCACUUUAGGAUCUUGAUGGUCAAGGUAAAACUUUAGAUGACAGUCCUAUACUCAACCUCAUGUUGCAAAACAUAGCUAAAAUCAAAUUUACGUCGUAGCUGAACCAUUUAUAAAGAACGUGAUGCUCUGUUGUUCCCUGUUUCUACAUAUCCUUUUUUCAA
This is a messenger RNA of Physcomitrium patens, 3221 nucleotides long. Its product is annotated as translation factor GUF1 homolog, mitochondrial. Gene Ontology annotation, molecular function: GTPase activity; mitochondrial ribosome binding; GTP binding. Gene Ontology annotation, biological process: positive regulation of translation. Gene Ontology annotation, cellular component: mitochondrion. The record is from RefSeq and is a predicted model, not a curated record. Lineage: Eukaryota; Viridiplantae; Streptophyta; Bryopsida; Funariales; Funariaceae.